Paramecium pentaurelia is the source of this 483-nucleotide messenger RNA. The record is from the annotation of a GenBank genome assembly. NCBI's taxonomy places the organism in Eukaryota, Ciliophora, Oligohymenophorea, Peniculida, Parameciidae.
AUGAUAAAGAAAAUUAAAUAAGAAAGAGUUGAAUAAUAAAGUAGUAAUUUAGAUAACUAGUAAAAAUAGUAGGAUGGAGAGUCUAAAGUAGAUUGUCUUUUAAAAAAAUCUGAAAAUUGUGAAUUAAAAACAAAUACUAAUAUAUAUAAUCUAUAAUAUCAAAAAAUAAUGGAAUAAAUUAAAUAAAUUUAUUAGGAAUAAAGUACAACAUAAGCAACUAAGAAUAGUUCAAAGGUAGAAUAAAUGAAACUAAAAAAAGAUAAAACAGUAAGUAAAAUUGUAAGGAAAACUAGAAAAGAAUUAGUAUAAUAAAAAUCAAUGAACUAAACUAAAAUGAAAACAAAAUAAGAAUCAGAAGAUAAAAAGGAUAGAAUUAAUAAUAUAUAAAUGCAUUUCACUUAAAUUACAACUACUUUUUUAUCUAAAUUAAAGUCAGAGUUUGAAAAAGUUGAAAUGGAUUUAUUAGCAUUAUUAAAUAAUUGA